AUGCGUUACCAGUAGAUGGCAUCCAUUUGCGGGAAAUGGCAGGUGAAAGUCCAAAACAUCAGACUUGCUGUUACUCCCCUUCUCUCACGUAUUUCUUGCAUGAAUGAGAGAAGCAGCAGCAGCAGCAGCUCCUAUCAACCAAAGCCCGUCGAUAUGGAGAUGUCCAAUUCCGCCCUGAGAGCUAAAUCCGCCCGCGAACACAGAUUGAAGGUCCGACGGUUGAAAAUCGCCGGGACAAUAAAGAAUCAGAAAUCCGACGGUCAGGGUGGGAGUCCCGGACCCAAGAGGAGAAGAGAGGAAAAUGUCCAUCUGCAACCAAUGAUACCUGCUUCUUCAUCUUCUUUACUCGUCGAAGCAAUCAACGGCAGGGAUUAUAGGAUAACUGUGGGCCCUGGAGCCAACAGCAAUGAUAAUGAUCAGCUCCCGUCUCACGGGGGCACUUCGGUCUGCGGCAGGCGGAGGGAGAUGGAAGAUACCCUGACACUGGCCCCACAUUUCAUCGGUCCAGAUCAUGAUUUCUUCGGCGUGUAUGACGGGCACGGCGGGAGCGCAGUGGCGGAGGCCUGCGCGGCCCGUCUCCAUCAUUUGCUUCUUUUCGAGAUGCAGAGACGGUGGGCCCACUGCGGUUCGAUGCGUUGGGAGGAGGUGAUGGAGGCUUGUUUCCUGAAGAUGGAUAAUGAGGUGAGGGCCCAGGUGGUGGAGGAUGAGGAGAUGAUGGUCGGAUCGACGGCUGUGGUUGCAGUAGUGGGCCCACGCUACUUGAUUGUGGCUAAUUGCGGGGAUUCGAGAGCAGUUUUAUCACGGGGAAGGCAGGUUAUCCCGUUGUCGAAUGAUCAUAAGCCCAACAGGCCAGAUGAGUUGGAAAGGAUCGAAGCCGCCGGUGGUAGGGUCAUCUGCUGGGAUGGUCCACGCGUCUUGGGAGUACUUGCUACUUCUAGGUCCAUAGGGGAUCAUUACCUGAAACCAUACGUCAUUCCGAAUCCAGAUGUAGUUGUGAUCGAACGGACGGAAAUGGAUGAGUUCAUGAUAUUGGCCAGCGAUGGUUUAUGGGACGUCAUCUCAAACGAGACUGCGUGUAGUGUUGUAUGGCGAUACCUCAUCAAACGAUCUUCAAAGAAGGAGAGAGAAAAAGUAGGUGGGCCAGUCCAGGCGGCAUCGAUGCUGGUAGAGUUAGCAGUGGGUCGAGGGAGUGGGGACAACAUCAGCGUCGUGGUGGUCGAUCUAAGGAGCCGAAACAGAUCUUUCCUUAAAUAGAUUACCAGAGAAAAAUCUAAAAGGUUUGGAUCACUUUCUUUUGCUUAGCUCAGCUCAUCAGUAUCUCUCUUUUCCCACACAUGGAGAGCAUGUCCGUGAGAUCUGAACUGAUCAUUAGGUCAGACUUCCAUGGAUGGCCCAUAUCUUCGCAACCAUCUCCUUGAAGUGAAAAACUUUGAUACUCUAGCAUGGUGUGAUGGAUGAUACACAGGUACUUGGAAAUUACUUAAAAUUUGCAUAAGUGGUUAGGUUUAAUUCAAAUUAAACUGCUCAAAAUAUGGGUCCUAGUUUAGAUUAAUCAUGGACCAGAUAAUAUGAUUAUUUGAUUUUCUCACUAUCAGAUUGAUGGGGAUUUAUUGGACUGCUAUCAAUGAAAAAUAUCCAAUGGUCCUAUUUUAUUAAAUAAGUAUCCACCAAUCAGAGAGGUUAGAAUUACUCAACUAAUAUGAUUUUGGUACAUGACUUAGCACCAGUGGGUUCCACAUUUUAGCCGGUUUAGUUUGAUAAUCUAUGCGUGUUUACAAUUUAUGAGUUCCUGCAUAUCAAGUAUCAUACUUGCCAGAGUAUCAAAUAACUUGCCUGCCAUCAAAACUGAUGGUUAUGAUUGGAAGAUCGGUGUGAUUGUUGGGAUAUGGGGCAUCAAACGUAUGUCCUUCGUGAUGAACGGUUUGGAUCUUGGACACUCUUGUCACAUGUGCGAAAGCAAGUUACCCCUAAGCUAAGCCAAAGAAAGCCAUAACCAAAAGACACUGCAUUUUAUAGUUAUAUUUACAAACCACUAGACCUAUAAACAUAGACAAAGCAUGCAUGCAUGUAUUGAAGUUAUAUUUGCCUUA
This is a messenger RNA of Magnolia sinica, 2090 nucleotides long. Its product is annotated as protein phosphatase 2C 51-like. Gene Ontology annotation, molecular function: cation binding; protein serine/threonine phosphatase activity. Gene Ontology annotation, biological process: protein dephosphorylation. Gene Ontology annotation, cellular component: nucleus; cytosol. The coding region runs from base 16 to 1254 and encodes 412 amino acids. The transcript is spliced from 3 exons. The record is from RefSeq and is a predicted model, not a curated record. NCBI's taxonomy places the organism in Eukaryota, Viridiplantae, Streptophyta, Magnoliopsida, Magnoliales, Magnoliaceae.